CAAGAGCCUUCAAGUCAGUGCUUAGUGUGUGUGGUAGUAUAGUAAGAGAAGAUAAGAAAUGGAAAAUAACUAAAAUCAAAUGAGAAGGUCAUCAACUCGGAAUUACAAUACAAAGGAUUGAAUAAAUCUAAUAUAACAAUGAAGAUUUGGACAUCAGAACACACUUUCAACCAUCCAUGGGAGACUGUUGCUCAAGCAGCAUGGCGCAAAUAUCCCAAUCCUAUGAAUCCAGCCGUCAUAGGAACGGAUGUGGUCGAGAGGCGAGUGGUUAAUGGGGUACUGCACACUCACAGACUUGUCAGCUCCAAGUGGUUUUUUCCCCGAUGGGCGCAAGCGAUCAUAGGAACGGCUAAAAUAUGCUAUGCCAGUGAACAAUCUGAAGUCAAUCCCAAUCAGAGGCAAAUGACACUCAAAACAAGAAAUUUAACAUUCUGCCAUUACAUAGCUGUGGAUGAAACAGUGAGAUACACGCCACAUCCCACUGAUACCUCCAAAACACUCCUCACACAGGAGGCAGUGGUCACAGUCCAAGGUGUUCCACUGAGUAGCUACAUGGAAGAUCUUCUGGCAAACAAAAUAUCACUGAAUGCAGGAAAAGGAAGACAAGCUAUUGAAUGGGUAAUAGGCAAAUUUGACUCAGAGAUAAAGGAACUGGCCAGCACAGCCUGCAAGAGCACCGAUGAGCUGCUGUCACAGACAAAGAAGUCACUUGAUGACAUUACAUCCACUGCACGGAGAUCUAUGGAUGAUAUUUCAUCCAAGGCAAAAAGGUCUCUAGAUGAUAUCGAAAACUUCACCAAAGCAAAUGCUAACCAACGCAGCUGAAAAGAGGAGUGAAGGGACCCCCUUUAGUUCAAUUUUGAAAACACUACAAAAUGACUCAUGCUAAUUUAUUAUCAUUUGUAUUGUAAUGUGUAUUUAUUUAAUACAACAGUAGUUUAACAUUAUAGGUGACUACUAGGCGUGCAGAGUUCUCAACAGUCUAAUCAAAAGAUGUUGGUAUAGAUAUUUUGAUUUGAUUACAAACUGACCAAGGGAUUGUAAGAGAAAACACCAUUUGCAUUAAAGAUUUAAAUAAUGUAAGUUUGUUGGCUGAUGCAAUUACAUUUUAUUGUUGUGGAAUCGUUACACAAGUAUAAUAAUAUAUGUAAAUUAUAUGAUAAUCUGUGUGCUGAAUGGUGUGUUCUACAUGUAUCAGUAUACCUAUCUGUAUGUUAGCUUCAGCUUUUUAUUCCUGAGGUAUGGUAGGUUUAAGUUUUGUCACAAGGCAUAGGGCACUGUUUCUUAUUAAACUAUAUUCUAGUGUGAAAAAGAAUGGGUGCUGCCAGCUAUAACAUGCCACCUCUAAUGUAGAUAGUUCUUUAAUUCCAUGUCACUAGGUACAAAGGGUAAUUCCAUUUAUCUUGAUAAUAGUCACUUGAAACAAUAUAAAUGUUAGCAUACUGUAAAUAAUUUAUUUAAAUGGAUGUUUUGUUUUUGUUGAAAGAGUGUUACACAAGGUUUUUUUACGGACUAUAACUAUUGUGACACAAUGCAAAGUUAAUGCUGAUAAUUAUUAUAGAUACCUACAUUUUGGUUAUAAUAAAUUCAUGAAUAUUUAUAUCGGCA
This is a messenger RNA of Cydia strobilella, 1608 nucleotides long. RefSeq names its product protein slowmo (gene slmo). The record is from RefSeq and is a predicted model, not a curated record. The transcript has 4 exons. Gene Ontology annotation, cellular component: mitochondrial intermembrane space. Gene Ontology annotation, biological process: phospholipid transport. NCBI's taxonomy places the organism in Eukaryota, Metazoa, Arthropoda, Insecta, Lepidoptera, Tortricidae. Bases 139 to 825 code for a protein of 228 amino acids. Gene Ontology annotation, molecular function: phosphatidic acid transfer activity.